AUGAAUCAGACGUCGCGGACAGACGAUACUCUCCACCAUCCGGGCUGGAACCAGAAUCCCCCGCCCCUGAAUGCAGAUGAGACGACGAGGCAGGACUUAAAUGGAAUUGCCAACGCCAGGGAGCAGAGGGACCAUACUCCCCAGGCCACCUGUCCCGGAGAUGGCUCGUUGCAGUCUGAUAUCUUGCCAGUGCCCCAAGACCGCGACGAUCGGCCGGUCAGAAAAGGGUCAACCGGGCUGGUUCUGGCUGCAUCUGCAGCCGACCAGCCCGCUGACCGGAGCAAAGCGCUCACCGUCCGUUGUUCAGUUCCCUGGUUCCUUCGUCCACUCGUCAAAUUCGCCGCCUUCGUGGGACCGGGCUUUCUGAUUGCCGUCGCGUAUAUCGACCCGGGCAACUAUUCCACCGACGUCGCGGCCGGAGCACAGAGCAGAUAUGCUCUUCUCUUCGUGGUCUUCAUGUCCAAUGUCUUUGCUAUCUUUAUCCAGUCGUUGUGCAUCAAAUUGGGGAGUGUGACCGGCCUAAGUCUGGCGGAAAAUUGCAGACUCCAUUUCCCGAAAUGGCUGGUCAUCAUCCUCUACAUUUUUGCCGAAUCAGCCAUCGUCGCGACUGACAUUGCCGAAGUGAUUGGCUCUGCAAUUGCAUUGAAUCUUCUCCUGAAAAUCCCUCUGGUUGCUGGCUGUGUGAUCACCCUGGCGGAUGUGCUCUUCCUGCUGGCCUUCUACAGGCCCAAUGGAUCGAUGUGGGGGCUUCGCGCUUUUGAAUUCUUCGUCAUGGCCCUGGUCCUCGGUGUGGUGAUCUGCUUCUGCAUUCAGCUGUCUAUGCUCAGAGAUGAAUCUGUAGGAGAGGUGUUUCGGGGAUAUCUUCCGUCUGCUACAGUGGUCAAAGGCGACGGCCUUUAUCAAAGCUGUGGCAUUCUGGGUGCAACGGUGAUGCCCCAUUCUCUCUUUCUGGGAAGUGGUACGGUGCAGCCGCGUCUCAAAGAAUUCGAUGUCAAUCAAGGCUACUUCGACGACUCUGCAUCUCUUACCGACGACGCAGAGGAUUCGUCGUACCGCCCUUCUAUUCAUGCAAUUCGCGGCUGCCUGAAAUACUCAAUCAUCGAGCUCACGCUGUCGCUGUUUACAUUCGCGUUGUUUGUGAACAGUUCCAUCCUCAUUGUCGCGGCAGCUGAUCUGUAUGGCACGCCGGGAGCUGCAAAUGCCGAUUUGUUUGGGAUCUACAGUCUCCUGUCGACGUCGAUCGCACCGAUAGCGGGGACGAUAUUUGCCCUGGCGCUGCUCCUGUCCGGCCUCUCGGCGGGAAUCGUCUGCACGAUCGCCGGGCAGAUCGUCAGCGAGGGCAUGAUCCGGUGGACGCUGAAGCCCUGGGUCCGGCGCCUCCUCACUCGUUCCAUCAGCAUCAUCCCCAGCGUCAUCGUCGCUGGAGCCGUGGGCAGGGAGGGACUGAACACGGCCCUGACGGCAACACAGGUGGUCCUGAGUGUCAUUCUGCCAUUUGUCGUCGCACCCCUCGUCUACUUCACUUGCAGGAACCGAUACAUGACCGUGCAGGUGGACGCUCGCACGGCCCCUGAUGGCACCGUGGGAGAGGACGGCCCCCAGACCGAAACCGUCAAGAUGCGAAACAGCUGGCCUGUGGCCGUUUUGGCCGUGCUAGUUUGGCUUGUCAUCACCGUCCUGAACGUCGCUCUCCUGGUCUUGGUUGGUCUUGGAGAUGCUUGA
Molecule: messenger RNA, 1722 nt
Organism: Rasamsonia emersonii CBS 393.64
Lineage: Eukaryota; Fungi; Ascomycota; Eurotiomycetes; Eurotiales; Trichocomaceae
Product: Transporter protein smf2
Exons: 3
Coding region: 1-1722 (573 amino acids)
Biological process (GO): intracellular manganese ion homeostasis; iron ion transport
Cellular component (GO): membrane
Molecular function (GO): cadmium ion transmembrane transporter activity; manganese ion transmembrane transporter activity
Source: RefSeq, a predicted model, not a curated record